AUGGCCAGCGUUGAGGCCAGGUCUCUCUCCGCCCUCAACCACAUCGCCGCCCAUCCCCCUCAAUAUCCCAUCAACCCGACGGAGCGCAAAGAGACCCUCACCCUCUACAUCUCCAGAGUCCCCGGAUGUCGCGACAUAAUACUGUCCACCUUCAAGCCGCAGAGGAAGGUUGUCGGCGGUGAAGACGUCGCAAACUCGCUCUACUACAUCCACCUGGACACCGAUGGCGAUGACAUGCUGGCUCCCAAGGGCGCCGCUGCUGUCGACAGUGGCAACCCAAGGCCCAGCAUGGAGUCUACCAUGACCCAGAGGAUCGCCAGGAAACCUCUGCCCUCCACAGCCAGAGUCCCUCCCCUCCAGGAGGCGACCUCAGUUGCCACUCCUGGGCCGCCCCCAGACGACACCGCUCCGACCGACCAGCACAAGUACCCGCCAUUGGACUCGUCCUCACACGACAAGGAGAACGUCCCCCUGGGCGGAGAGGCUGCUGGCGCUGCCGACCCUUUCAAUGACGGCCCUCACAUGCCGGCUCAACCAUCCCCGACCAAGCUAUCUGCGAUCAAACCCCAAGGCUCAGUGGUGAGGAAGCCGUUGGGACCCCGCCCAUUAUCUACGGGUCCGCCCUCGCCCGGCAGGGAGCCCCAUCCGUACGAACCUACCGCACCUGCAGCUGUCGUGAAGCCAUCAACGCCUCCAACCCCCGAUGAGGCUCGCCCGGACCUCCCACCAAGGCCUGCACCAGGGCCUCUGCAUCUUGAUCAUCUACCAGCCCAAACUUUCGAUGAAAUUCAAGAGACUCGCAGUCCCAUCCGCAGCCCAGGGUUUCAGUCGCCGAACGCACAAUCUCGCUCUCCGUCCCCCCAAUCGAACAAGAAGCCGUUCACGCCCUUUUCCCUCUCUAUCAUUCGCCGCGACCCUAGCACGGGACACCAGUGGAACAUCGGCAAGGUCAGCUCCUUUCAAAGCACCAUCAUCGUCGCGCAGGACCCUCAGAACCCAGACUCGCCCAAGAUCGCCCAGUAUCCCAAGGGCUACCCCGCCAUCACCGUGCACAUCGAGACGAGCGGGUACGCACGAUUCCGGAACUUCCCCACGGCUCUGCCAAAGAUGUCGGAUCUCCCGAGGAUGAGCUUAGACAGCGCACGUCCAGGGUCGAGCGGCAGUUCUGCGAGGACCAUGAAGGAGUUGGCGGCGAGCCUGCAGGCCCAGGCAGAGCAGCAAAAGGGACAGGACGACACCGAGGAAGGAUUUAAGAGACAAGUCGCCAUGACCUAUACCAAGACGUGGACAUCCAACCUCAAGGAGGCCUUCAGCGGCAAGAGGCGCGACAGGUCGUCCACCAACACCAGCGCGACCGACUCGGCCUACAAUGAGCCGCUCGACCCUCCACGGGCAGGAUUCCACAGAAGGCAAGACAGUGGCAACUCGACGAAUUCCAACGACUCCAUGUUCGGCUCGCUGGUGCCGAACCCGGCCAAUAACGACGCCAACCACCAUCAUCAACAACAACAUCAUCACCAUCAUCAUCGUCAGAACCACAACCAGCCCCAGAACCAACACCAACGCCACGGUUCUGACAUGAGUGCCACAUCCACAGCCGCCGCCGCGAACCCCACGGCCACAACGACGACACCAAAGCCAGACGAACCGCUCAUAACAGCCCGCCCCGGGGCCGGCCUGCGUCCAAAGGGAUACACCUUCGCCUCCCCGUGGGACGGGCGGUGCGACUUCCGGACGAGCAGCAACGGGCGGGCCCUCAAGUGCCACCACAUCCGCAACACGCAUUCGCAGGGGUUCAACCCGCUCGUGGCGGCCCAGGCGCUCCGCGACGCCCUGCCAGAGAACAACGGCGGCUCUGGCGGCGGCGGAGGGGCAGGAGGAGGAAAUGGGAGGGCCGGCCGGGCAAGGGGAAUGAGCGCGUCCCUCCCGAUGGGCGACAUGGGCAACCGGGUGCCCGUCAGCGAGCUGCGGUUCAACCUGCCGUCGUCGGACCUGUUCAACUCCAAGGAGGACCGGGACCGGGCGGUGGCGGAGAUGAAGGAGGGGCUGGGGCGGCUGCUUGUCAGGAGCCCCGGGGGUCACGAGUAUGAUGAUGACGACGACGACAAGGAGGAGCCCAUCUUUGACUUCUCUGGACUCGGGAGGGAGAAGGCGGGCGGGGGAAACAGGGGGAAGAGGGCCAAGCUGGGCAAACUGCUCGUGCAUGACGAAGGGCUCAAGAUGCUGGACCUCGUGGUGGCUGCUAAUAUGGGCAUCUGGUGGCAAGCGUGGGAGCGGAGUUUCUAG
This is a messenger RNA of Diaporthe citri, 2286 nucleotides long. RefSeq lists its product as uncharacterized. The coding region runs from base 1 to 2286 and encodes 761 amino acids. The transcript is spliced from 2 exons. Lineage: Eukaryota; Fungi; Ascomycota; Sordariomycetes; Diaporthales; Diaporthaceae. The record is from RefSeq and is a predicted model, not a curated record.